Messenger RNA from Impatiens glandulifera, 2521 nucleotides. RefSeq names its product protein NSP-INTERACTING KINASE 3-like. Gene Ontology annotation, biological process: protein phosphorylation. The coding region runs from base 392 to 2275 and encodes 627 amino acids. The transcript is spliced from 11 exons. Gene Ontology annotation, molecular function: ATP binding; protein kinase activity. NCBI's taxonomy places the organism in Eukaryota, Viridiplantae, Streptophyta, Magnoliopsida, Ericales, Balsaminaceae. The record is from RefSeq and is a predicted model, not a curated record.
UGAGAGGUUGUACUACUCAUCUUCUGGGGGCAGAUGACGGAAUCACAGAGAAUCAAAUCCAGUAGUGAGGUUGGAAAAUCGACAUCAUAGCCAAUUUGUUGGGAUUUGCACCCAAGAAUUCACAGAGCUCUAGGUUUUCGGAAUUUAAAAGCUUUGUUUUCGAUAAAAUCUCAUUAGCUUGGUUUUCUCUGCUGAAGUUGUGCUCAAUUAGCUUAACAUUAUCCUUCAUAUUGCACGUGCGUGAUUCUAGCUUCUGGUCCUUGGUUAUUGGUUAACAGUCCGCCUGAACUCUUUAGGGUUAGAUGAAGUGCUUCUCCGAAGAGUGAAGGAGGCUCUGUCAGGGUCUAAUGGCUUCCCCUUGUAUUGAAUAUAACUGAGGUAUUCAAUUAAUAUGGUUUGGGGAGGAGGAUUCAUGUUCUGGAAGGCCGUUUUACUUGUAUUCGGAUUGUAUGGAUUUUGUUCCGCAACCCUGUCUCCUUCUGGCAUAAACUAUGAAGUGGUAGCUCUGGUGGCUAUAAAGAAGGAACUGGAUGACCCAUAUAAUGUCUUGGAAAAUUGGGAUAUCAAUUCUGUUGAUCCUUGUAGUUGGAGGAUGGUUACUUGCUCUUUAGAUGGGUUUGUUUCUUCAAUAGGACUGCCUAGCCAGAGCUUAUCUGGAAUCUUAUCACCUGGAAUUGGAAAUCUUACCAAGUUGCAGUCUGUAUUGCUUCAAAAUAAUGCUAUUUUUGGUUCUAUUCCUGCUGGAAUUGGACGGCUACAGAAGCUUCAGACACUUGAUCUUUCUGGAAAUCAUUUCACUGGAGAAAUACCUCCUUCUGUAGGCAAUCUUUGGAGCCUAAAUUAUUUGCGACUAAACAACAACAAUCUUACUGGACAAAUUCCGGGAUCAUUGUCUGAGGUCCAAGGCCUUGCUCUUGUGGACUUGUCUUUCAAUAAUCUUAGUGGUCCUUUGCCAAGGAUAUCAACAAGAAUAUUCAAGAUAAUAGGCAACCCUUUGAUCUGUGGUCAAACUUCAGAUAGCAAUUGUUCAGCCAUCUAUCCAGAGCCGUUCUUCUUUGCACAGGGUCAGUCAGAAUCAGGGGUAAAAAAGCGCAAUUUGGCUGUUGCUCUUGCUGCUAGUAUUGGCUCUACUAUUUGUAUUAUGAUAAUCAUUGCGUCCCUUGUCUGGUGGAAACGCAGGCGAAAGCAGCAGGUCUUCUUUGAUGUUAAUGCUGAACAAUAUGAACCAGAGGUACGCUUGGGCCAUUUGAAGAGGUAUACCUUUAAGGAACUCCGGGCUGCAACCAAUCAUUUCAGUGCCAAGAAUAUUUUAGGGAGAGGUGGAUUUGGAGUUGUAUAUAAGGCGCGCCUGAGUGAUGGUAGCCUUGUGGCUGUAAAAAGGCUGAAUGAUUAUAAUGCCGCCAGUGGGGACAUACAGUUUCAGACUGAAGUAGAAACGAUUAGUUUGGCUGUUCAUAGGAAUCUCCUUCGACUUUGGGGUUUCUGCACAUCUGAAAAUGAGAGGCUACUUGUCUAUCCAUAUAUGCCCAACGGGAGUGUAGCUUCCAGGUUAAGAGAUAAUGAUCAUGGUAAACCAGUUUUGGACUGGUCUAGGCGAAAAAGGAUAGCCUUGGGAACAGCAAGAGGUUUGGUAUAUUUGCAUGAGCAAUGUGACCCCAAAAUCAUUCACCGCGAUGUUAAAGCAGCCAACAUUUUGUUGGAUGAAGAUUUGGAGGCAGUUGUUGGUGAUUUUGGUCUUGCCAAGCUCUUGGAUCACCAUGAUUCUCAUGUGACCACUGCCGUCCGUGGCACAGUUGGGCAUAUUGCUCCCGAGUAUUUAUCAACGGGCCAGUCAUCAGAAAAGACCGAUGUUUUUGGAUAUGGAAUCUUGCUUCUCGAGCUAAUUACUGGUCAAAUGGCUGUGGACUUUGGCCGGGCAGCAAACCAGAAAGGCAUAUUGCUUGAUUAUGUUAAAAAUGUUCUUCAAGAGGGGAAGUUGCAUCUUAUUGUGGACAAAGAUUUAAAAGGUGUUCUCGAUGAAACAGAACUAGAAGAAAUGGUCAAAGUGGCCCUUAUAUGCACACAAUUCAAUCAUUCACAACGCCCAUUGAUGUCUGAAGUGCUGAGGAUGUUGGAAGGUGAUGGCUUAGCCGAGAAAUGGGAAGGAUCAAGGAAUAUGGAGACACCAAAAUGUCUACGGCCCUUGAACUACUCUCCACUUCCUCAAAAGUAUUCAGACUUGAUGGAAGAAUCAUCCUUUUGCAUGGAAGCAAUAGAGCUAUCGGGACCUCGCUGACUACUGUCACCUCUUUGACACAUAAAUAAGCAUCUUACCACUUUCUAUGGAAGAACAGUGGCUUGUUUGUUGAUAGCUAUUGGAUUUCGAUGUAUGUGACUGUGUUCAACUGUUUAUAUGUAAAGAGAAAAAGGAAAAGCUUUAUGUAUAAAUCUCUUUUGCUUGUAUGCAUGUUGAGAAUGAUUGUUUGUCAGACAGAAAUUUGUGAAAUUAUUACUAUUUUUACGCUUGGUAUGUUCAUUUCAA